AUGGAGGCCUCUUUGAAGGGUACUUCCUUCUUUUUUUCUCUCCUCACCUUCUCAAUUAAUAUUCUUCUUUUGUUGCUUCUGUUUUCAUUCUCCUCUCUCUUUAUUAAUAUCUCUUUCUCCUCCUCUCUCACCCUCUCUCUUUUCAUUAAUCUGUCCCACUGCUUCUUUAUUCUCUGUCUUUCUAUACUUUCUUUCGGUUCCUUCUCUUUGUUACUUCAACUUUUUAUGUCAUUUCGUUUUUCAUUUUGUCUCAUCCAUCACCUCCUUUCCUCUUUCAUGCUUCCUAAUCUCUUUCCUUCUCUAUCUCACACAUGUCUAUUCCUGGCGCCAUUUAUUUCUUUCUAUCGUCUCGUCUUCCCCUCUCUCUUCUUCACAUUCUCUAUCUUUCCUCAUUCCUUUCAUUUCCUCGUACAUUUUGUCUACAUUCUGUUUUUCAUUUUUUCUUUCCUGGCAUCUGUCCUAUUCCUUCAUUCUUUCUUUUCUUUAUUUUUUUUCUUUCUUUCUUUCUUUCUUUUAUUUUCCUUUCACCACCUUCACUUUCUUUCUUUCUUUCUUUCUUUCUUUCUUUCUUUCUUUUCUUUCUUUCUUUCUUUCUUUCUUUCUUUCGUUACUCGUAUCUUUCCUACUACCUUCCCCUAUUCGUUUCUUUCUUUCUUUCUUUCUUUCUCUCUUUCUUUCUUUUUUUUUUUUUCUUUUCUUUCUUUUCUUUCUUUACUUUCUUUUCUUCUUCUUUUUCUUUCUUUCUUAUCUUUCUUUCUUCUUCCCUAUUCGUUUCUUUUUUCUUUCUUUCUUUCUUACCUUCCUUUUUAUUUAUUUUUUCUUUCUUUCUUUCUUUAUUUCUUUCUUUCUUUCUUUCUUUCUUUUUCUUUCUUUCUUUUUCUUUCUUUUUCUUUUUUCUCACUGUCCACUUUUUCUCCUAACUUUCUUUUUCCUAUUCCUUUCUUUCUGCUUACUCUUCUACUUCUUUCUUUAUUUUUCGUUUCGUCCGUUAUGACCACUCUUUUCUUUCUUUCUUUCUUUCUUUCUUUCUUUCUUUCUGUCUUUUUUAAUUACUUUCUAUCCACCCAUUUUCUUCUUUCUUUCCUUCUAAAUUUUCUUCUUUCUUUCUUCCUUGCUGUCCACACUUUUGCUUCUUUUCUCUUUCCUGGCAUCUGUCCUUUUCUUUCUUUCUUUCCUGGCAUCUGUCCUUUUCUUUCUUUCUUUCUUUCUUUCUUUCUUUCUUUCUUUCUUUCUUUCUAA
This is a messenger RNA of Acanthosepion pharaonis, 1239 nucleotides long. NCBI's taxonomy places the organism in Eukaryota, Metazoa, Mollusca, Cephalopoda, Sepiida, Sepiidae. The record is from the annotation of a GenBank genome assembly.